GAGUGAUGUGGGAACCACCUGUUCUGCGUGAAGGACAAGAAAUAAAAUACUUGAUAAAGGGAAGAAACAAAACAUCUGAUAAAUGGAAGCCAUGAAGAUAUCAAAACGGUUCUUUGCUUUUGGGAUUUUGGCAUGCAUAGCUAUUUAUGUUGCUUACAUAAAAUGGCACUUGGAUUCCAAACCAGUCAUGGGAGCAACAGAAGGAGUUGCUGAAAGCAGGGGAGACAAACUGAACCGUCAAGCAGUGACCACAGAUCUCUCGGUCUUUUAUGGAAUUAUGUUUGACGCAGGAAGCACAGGAACUCGCAUCCAUAUUUUUAAAUUUACACAGCAGCCAAAAGAGACUCCCAAAUUAACCCAUGAGACGUUUAAAGCACUGAAGCCAGGUCUAUCCGCAUAUGCCGAUGAUGUCGAAAAGAGUGGCCAGGGAAUAAAAGAGCUCCUGGAGGUGGCGAAGAAGGAAGUUCCUAUGGAGCUGUGGAAGUUUACUCCUCUGGUCCUGAAAGCCACCGCUGGCCUGCGGUUGUUGCCAGGAGAGAAAGCUCAGAAGUUGCUGGCUAAG
This is a messenger RNA of Pelecanus crispus (Dalmatian pelican), 562 nucleotides long. The record is from RefSeq and is a predicted model, not a curated record. NCBI's taxonomy places the organism in Eukaryota, Metazoa, Chordata, Aves, Pelecaniformes, Pelecanidae.